Molecule: messenger RNA, 2230 nt
Organism: Amblyraja radiata (thorny skate)
Lineage: Eukaryota; Metazoa; Chordata; Chondrichthyes; Rajiformes; Rajidae
Product: serine/arginine-rich splicing factor 4
Exons: 5
Coding region: 459-1745 (428 amino acids)
Cellular component (GO): cytoplasm; nucleus
Molecular function (GO): mRNA binding
Source: RefSeq, a predicted model, not a curated record
UAAAUAUGAAUUCAUCACAUAGAAUAAAUUUGCCGCAAUUUACAUUUGUAAUGAAGAAUUUGCACAUUUAAAAAAUGUUUCUUUGUAAUUUAUAUUUAAAACGUCUAUACCCUAAUGUUCAUUAUUUGACUAAAUUUUUGUUGUUAUUGUAAUAACUCAUUUUUAAAUUAUAAUUGAUUCAAUGUUUUCAUUGUGAUUGUUGAUACCAUAGUCUUAACAAAGACCUCAAUGUUUUAAUUAAAAGAGUCCUUUGAGGCUAAGAUGACUGCCUGUUCCAUAUGCUGGCCUUGGGUUUCCUUUCCAUGAGUGGCUCUAAGACCUAAGACCAUUGACCUUUGGCUGACCUUAAGGAAGCCAUGUGACGACUGCUACUCUUGCCAUUAGACCUGGGUGGUGAGGACCCCAAGGGUUAGAGGCAGAUGUGAUAAAACUGAAAAUAGGUGCCUGAAAUCUUUUUCAUGUCAAAUAUUCUGAAAACCAUAUUUCACCGUGGUUAUGGUUAUAGAAGAUCUGGAAGAGACAGAUAUGGACCUCCAACUCGUACAGAAUAUAGACUUAUUGUGGAAAAUUUAUCUAGUCGUUGCAGCUGGCAAGACUUGAAGGAUUAUAUGCGUCAAGCAGGUGAAGUAACAUAUGCAGAUGCACAUAAAGGAAGAAAGAAUGAAGGUGUCAUUGAAUUUAAGUCUUACUCUGAUAUGAAAAGAGCUCUUGACAAACUGGAUGGGACCGAGGUUAAUGGCAGGAGAAUCAGCUUGGUUGAAGAUAGGCCAUCGUCACGACGAAGACGCUCUUACUCCAGGAGCCGUAGCCGCUCAAGGUCUCGUUCUCAAAGCAGAAAUCGUUCACACUCUCAUAACAAGAGUCGAAGCCACAGCGGAAGCAGUAAAAGUAGCAGAUCCCGAUCACGCUCUUGGUACGUCACUCUCGGAGCAAAAGCGAAGCAGAAGCAAAAGUCGCGAAGUGUGAGCAAGAACAAAUCCAAGAGCAGGAGCAGAAGUAAAGAGAAGAAAAUCAGAGCAAGUAGUAGGAGUGGAAGUGAGGAGAAGAGUAAGAGCAGGAGCCGGAGUGCAGAACAGGUUAAAGUCAACGAUGCAACAGAGAAAACUGAGACCAGAAAUGAAAAUGGGGAGAAGGAGAGGAGUGUUAGUAAAGAAAAGAGUAGAAGUCUGAGUAAGAGUAAAGAUGGAGAAAAAACUGGCAGCAGAAGUAGAAGCAAAGAGAAGGGUAAAAGUAGGAGCAGGAGUAAAGACAAGAGUAAGAGCAGAAGUCGCAGCAAGAGCAGGGAGAAGAGAAAGGGAAGGAAAAGGAGCAGAAGUGAGAGUAGAAGCCGGAGCAGGAGUCGGAGUAAAAAUGAGAAGAACAAGAGACGUAGCAAACGUGAAAGCAAGACCAAGCGUAAUAGUAAGAGCAGGAAAACAAAAGGUGACAAAGAACAAUCUAGAUCUAGGUCGAGAUCAGAAUCAAAGGAAAAGGAGGAAGAGACCAGAAAACCAAGUGUUGAAAAGGAAACUAAGGGUGAAGGUGAAGAAGUGGAUGGGGAUUUGGACAUUAAUGAACAGACAAAGCCAAGACUUGCAUCUCGUUCUAGGUCAAGGUCAAGGUCCAGAUCAAAGGGCAGAUCUAAAUCUCGUUCCAGGUCUAAAUCGAUUUCCAAAACCGAAGCACGUUCAAAGUCCUGUUCGCCUGCUCGCUCUGCGUCAAGAUCAGUGUCACGCUCUAGGUCCCGGUCACGCUCAAAAUCUUAAAUUUCCACUCUAUUCAUUUUCUAUGAAAACAUUAACGGAUCUUUUUUCAGGCAGGUCUGUCGUCUGCUCUACCACAAAUAAUACAAACCAUAGGCACUGAUUACGCUGUACAUUUUUCAAAAUAGACAAAAUGUAUUUAGUGCUAAAUUAAGAUUUUAUGGAGGGCCUGUACUGUCAGAAGGAUUCUUAGGUAGGUAUACUGUGUGCAGAGCAAAGAUGCCCACCACUGCUGGUGUUGUUGGAUAUGUACAAUGAAGUCUUAAGUUACAUUCAUUUGUAUUGAUCAUUUAAAUAAUACAUUUCUGAUGUUGUGGACUUCCUAGCCAAAACAUAGCAGAUUGUAAAGUCUUGCCAAUACAGUGUAAUCAAAAUGUAGAGAUUUGCUCCCUCCCUCUGUUGUGAGGGAUAGCUCUUGCCUGUUUUUUUUUUCCAGCAGGAUAAUAUGCUUUUUUUUGUUUGGUUCAAUAAAGUGCAAAUAAAUGUCU